AUGUCUCGCCAAAACAGAAUCAAUAGAAACGUAGCGGGAUUGAUACCAUCCAUUGAGCAAAGCCUUUGUAUAUCUCGGAGGUAGCACAUAACAUCAAUCCUCAGUACAGAAGCAUUCGCUAAUAUAGCUCCAAGAAGUGCCAUGAUUUCCUCAGAGCACCUUUCGUUGUCUACCUGGGCUGAUGAUGACCUGACAACAUACGAAGCCAACAAAAGGAAGCCCAGGUUCGGCAAAAACGGCGGCACCCAAAUGCAGUUUGGGAGAACCCCGUUGGAAAGAAAGAGUAUGCGGAGAAGCACGCAUCGAAGUCAACGUCACAUUCGAUACUUGAGUCGACAUGCUGUGGUAGCUAGAAGCGUUUUGAGGCGAAGAAUGAUGUGA
Messenger RNA from Hymenoscyphus albidus, 381 nucleotides. The record is from the annotation of a GenBank genome assembly. NCBI's taxonomy places the organism in Eukaryota, Fungi, Ascomycota, Leotiomycetes, Helotiales, Helotiaceae.